CGGAACGUCUCAACCAGGAGUUAGAGACAUGUCUUCGAUGCCUGGUGUCGCAGAAUCCGGCUUCCUGGAGCCAGAAGCUGGUGUGGGUGGAAUAUGCCCACAACUCUCUUCUCACCUCGGCCACUGGCAUGUCUCCAUUCCAGUGCGUCUUCGGCUACCAGCCCCCUGUCUUCUCGGAGACGGAAAAGGAGAUCAUCGUCCCGUCGGCCCAUGCCAUGGUCCGACGAUGCCACCGCAUCUGGGCAGCUGCCCGUAAGGCCCUCCUACGCAGUGUGGACCGCAUGAAGAGGGCUGCUGAUCGGAGGCGCCGACCUGCUCCGGUAUACAAGCCUGGCCAGAAGGUCUGGCUCUCUACGCGGGAUUUGCCUCUCCAAGUCGCCGCCAGGAAGUUGGCUCCACGGUUCGUGGGGCCUUUCCCAGUGUCCAAGGUCAUCGGCCCUUCAGCUGUCCGUCUGCGUUUGCCCCGGUCCAUGAGAGUCCACCCCACCUUCCACGUCAGCCGGGUGAAACCGGUUAAGGAAAGCCUCAUGGUGCCCGCGGCCGUACCCCCUCCACCUCCCCAGAUGGUCGACGGCGGUCCUGUCUACUCAGUCAAGGCUCUGCUGGCUGUGCGCAACAGGGGCCGGGGCAGGCAGUUCCUGGUGGAUUGGGAGGGCUACGGUCCAGAGGAACGAUCAUGGGUUCCUGCCAGCUUUAUUGUGGAUCCUGACCUCAUCACAGACUUUUACAGACGCCACCCUCAGUUAUCUGGGCCGUCAGGAGCCGUCCCUAGAGGGGGGGGUACUGUCAUAUCUAGAAAGUUGUGUUAAGUUAUGUUUAGUUUUGCCUUCUAUUUUUUGUCUUGUGACUUCCUGUUUUAUUUUGACAUCUCUCUUUCCUCUUGUUUUAGCUAACUUGCCCUUCCCCUGUAGUUUUCCCCCAGUCUGAUUAUCUUCCCCGCCCUGAUUGUUUCCACCUGUUCCCCAUUACUUUGAGUUCACAUAUAGCCUGUGCUUCCCUUUACCCUGUGUCAGUUCGUCUUGUCUGUCAUGCCAGAGAACCCACGCCAAUCCAUGCCACGUCAAUUGUUUGUAAGGUUUUUGCUUUUCUUAGUUGCUACUUUGUUUUGUCCCUUUUUGAGCCAUCAGAGUUUUUUCCUCGUGAAGAGUGAUUUUGAUUUGGCACCUUGCCCAGACCUUUUGUCUCCUCCCAGUGAGUGAUUAUAAUUUGUUAC
Molecule: messenger RNA, 1213 nt
Organism: Solea solea (common sole)
Lineage: Eukaryota; Metazoa; Chordata; Actinopteri; Pleuronectiformes; Soleidae
Exons: 1
Coding region: 129-809 (226 amino acids)
Source: RefSeq, a predicted model, not a curated record